AUGCUGCGUUUUGCGGUGACUCAGCUCUCCAAGUAUCUUUUGGCCUCUUGCCAGUGUCAGCCGGUUCGCUCGGUCGGUAAAUCUUCCAAGGUUAUUUAUCCCUGGAUGGACAGAAGGAAGCCUUACUGGAUAUCUGAGACACCGGAUCCACGUUCAGAUGAAGACCUAACACCUGAAAACAAGUCAUUUUUAGAGACUGAGCGCCUUCUCCAGAUGGAGAACAAACGUACUCCCUUAAUCACCGAGCAAUGGGAACAAAGGGAAUGGAUACCUAAUGUUACACAGCGCUGUGGAUUGAUCGCAAUCAAAUUAGGGAUGUAUCCACUCUGGACAAAGACGGGUAGGAGGUUGGACUGCACUAUUUUCCAGGUUCCUGACAACCAUGCCUUACGCUACGUUCCGCCUUCGGACAUCGAUCAGUAUAUCAGCCUCAGGGAUCCUAGAGGUUAUUGGUUGAACAGCAAGCGAAUCCCGUCGUGGAUCGCCCAACGUCGCUGGGGUCUUCAGCUAGUUGGAGCUGUAAGUGCCGAUCCUCUUGAGUUUAGCGCUGCAUGGUGCGGGCUUUUCAAAGAGGCUGGUGUACCACCAAAACGCAAAGUAUCCCGCUUUCUUGUCACUCCAGACGCCGCGCUGAAACCAGGCGUCAUCGAGCGUUGGGAAAUGCGUGGUGGUCCAGCGGCACACGGAUCAACUAAAUUCCACCGUAGAAUGGGCAGUGCGGCUGGAACUGGUGGUCGAGUUAUUCGAGGCAAACGAAUGGCUGGAGUAAUGGGCAAUCGAUUUCGUCACGCGCGUGGUCUUAUGGUAGUACGCAUCAACCCGAAAUUAGGCCUUAUCUAUGUGGCUGGUGCAACUCCAGGGCCGGUUCAUUGUUACUCUUUAAUGCACGAUUGUUGGUUAGUCAAUCGACGACGUGAACUGGAUGCCAAUCCACCACCAGUUCCCACGUGGUUCGGGACAGAUGAUGCGCUAACUAUCGAUUUUGAAAGUACUGACGAUUUCGAAGCUGAUUUGUAUCACGAUAUAAUCCACCGAAGUGAUGAUGUAUCUAUUGCUUACUCAAGAGACGACUCCUAAUGCUCAUUGUUCGCU
Opisthorchis viverrini is the source of this 1092-nucleotide messenger RNA. RefSeq lists its product as hypothetical. The transcript has 6 exons. Lineage: Eukaryota; Metazoa; Platyhelminthes; Trematoda; Opisthorchiida; Opisthorchiidae. Gene Ontology annotation, biological process: translation. Bases 1 to 1077 code for a protein of 358 amino acids. Gene Ontology annotation, cellular component: ribosome; mitochondrial large ribosomal subunit. Gene Ontology annotation, molecular function: structural constituent of ribosome. The record is from RefSeq and is a predicted model, not a curated record.